UACACUACUUCCGUCCUGUGCGUUUUACCGCAGUUCCGGCCUGUGUGUUCCACCUUACUUCCGGUAACUGCGUUCCACACACAGGAAGUGAGUUUCCAUCGACUGCUGCAGCCUCCCAGUGUUCGUCGUGAUCAGACAUUCCAGCUGUGAGGACCCAGAGACUUUAUUACAUGUCACAUGUUCUGUAUUCUCAUCCAUCACUAAGCAUGGACACGGCCAGGAGUCACAGGACUGAGGUGAUAAUAAAUAUCACCCUGGAGAUCAUCUACCUGUUGACUGGAGAGGAUUACACAGUAGUGAGGAAGACAUCCAGUGAGUAUGAGACACCCAGCAGCCAUCUCCGCGUGUCAGGAGGACUGAGCAGGACCCAGAGCCCCAUCAUGGUGCCUCAACCUCACUCACUGAUACAUGAGAGCCACAAUGACCAGAAAAUCCUGGAACUCACCAACAAGAUCAUUCAGCUGCUGACUGGAGAGGAGCGGGAGUAUAUGGAGGAACACAGGGGUCUGUACAAGGACGUGAUGAUGGAGAAUCACCGUCCCCUCACAUCACUGGAUGGGCCCAGUAACAGAGAUACCCCAGAGAGAUGUCCCCGUCCUCUAUAUUCCCAGGAUUGUACAGAGGAGAAUCACAGGACCCCACAGGAGGAUCAGUUAGAACACCUGUCUGAUAUUAAAACAGAAGAUAUAGAGGAAGAAGAAGAGACGUAUGUGACUGAUAUGAACGCAGAAGAUACCGAGGGAGAAGAAGAGACGUAUGUGACUGAUAUGAAGGCAGAAGAUAUAGAGGGAGAAGAAGAGACGUAUGUGACUGAUAUGAAGGCAGAAGAUAUAGAGGAAGAAGAGACGUAUGUGACUGAUAUGAACGCAGAAGAUACCGAGGGAGAAGAAGAGACGUAUGUGACUGAUAUGAAGGCAGAAGAUAUAGAGGGAGAAGAAGAGACGUAUGUGACUGAUAUGAUGGCAGAAGAUACAGAGGGAGAAGAAGAGACGUAUGUGACUGAUAUGAAUGCAGAAGAUAUAGAGGGAGAAGAAGAGACGUAUGUGACUGAUAGGAAGGCAGAAGAUACAGAGGGAGAAGAAGAGAUGUAUGUGAGGGGUGAUCAGCAGUGUAAGGAGGAGGAAAUCCCUACAGAUAUCAGCACAGCAGAUGGACACACAAGCAGGAACAUCUCAGAAGGACAUCUACUGUUAUCCCCGGAUUGUGACAUAAACGAUAAUGACAGUAGUCAGGAUUCUCCAGGAGAUAACCCCAUUACCCCAAUUAUACAUCCAGCUCUAUCAGCUGGUCCCUCUGAUACUGGGAAAUGUUCUCCUGAUCACUCUGAUAUUGGUGCAUCUGUUACAGCUCUGACAGUAGAUACAGUGUUUCCCUGUUCUAUAGAUGCCAAAUGUUUUACACAGAACACACACCUUAUUACCCAUCAACCAGCUAAGGCAGAUGAGAGGCCAUUUCCAUGUUCUGAGUGUGGGAAAUGUUUUACACGGAAAUCACAUCUUGUUACACAUCAGAGAAGUCACACAGGUGAGAAGCCAUUUUUUUGCUCUGAGUGUGGGAAAUGUUUUAUACAGAAAUCAGAUCUUGUUAAACAUCAGAGAAUUCACACAGGUGAGAAGCCAUUUUCUUGCUCUGAGUGUGGGAAUUGUUUUAGACAGAAAUCGGCUCUUGUUCCACAUCAGAGAAGUCACACAGGUGAGAAGCCAUUUUCUUGCUCUGAGUGCGGGAAAUGUUUUACCCUGAAAUCAAAUCUUGUUACACAUCAGAGGAGUCACACAGGUGAGAAUCCAUUUCUAUGUUCUGAGUGUGGGAAAUGUUUUCCAUACAAAUCAGAUCUUGUUACACAUCAGAGAAGUCACACAGGUGAGAAGCCAUUUUCUUGCUCUGAGUGCGGGAAAUGUUUUACCAUGAAAUCAAAUCUUGUUACACAUCAGAGAAGUCACACAGGUGAGAAACCAUUUUCUUGCUCUGAGUGUGGGAAAUGUUUUGCAGAAAAAUCACAUCUUGUUACACAUCAGAGAAGUCACACAGGUGAGAAGCCAUUUCCAUGUUCUGAGUGUGGGAAAUGUUUUACAUACAAAUCAGCUCUUGUUAUACACCAGAGAAGUCACACAGGUGAGAAACCAUUUUCUUGCUUUGAGUGUGGGAAAUGUUUUACCCAGAAAUCACAACUUGUUACACAUCAGAGAAGUCACACAGGUGAGAGGCCAUUUCCAUGUUCUGAGAAAUAAAUCGGCUCUUGUCGCACACAAUAGACAUCACUCACGUGAGGAACCAUUCUAUUCUUCUGGAGUAUACUUAUCAUUGCCAUGUAACGUUCUUCAAGGUUCUUAUCCUAUCUCCAGUGCUUUUUGCAAUAUACAUGCUACCACAGGAUGAAACAAUCCAACGUCAUGUCCUCGUUUACCACUGCUAUGCCAAUGAACUGUCUUUUGGUCCGGGUACUGAGAACCCAAUACCAAUCCUAAAUGUCUAGCUGAGCUCCAGGUGUGGGUGAUGCCAGUUGGCUGUGACUCAGUCCUAGUGUAACAGUUCCAUAUGAUAGAAGCUCACGACAAAUGGCAGGGCUACAGCUCAGCUUUGCCUACCAACCAGACUUACACUUGGGGGUUCCGAGUUACAAAAUGCUUAUCCGGUGUGGAAUCUUGGUGUCCUGGAUGGUGGAGUGACACUUUGACAUCAGGUAUCAGCCACAAUCAGAUUCUCAUCUGAGGAACAUAGCCGGACUCCAGCACUUAUUUCCCUCAGAACCCUCAGAAGACCUACAGUCAUGCAUGCAUUUGUAUCAUCACACAUAGAACACUGUAAUGCCCUCUACCCGGGUCUCCCAGCAGAAGAAUUGCACCACUUUGUAGUUUGUACAGAAUGCAGCAGCCAGGAUGUUACCUAACCAGCCCGUUCCUGCCACAUACCACCCAUUCUCUGCUCCCUCACCAUCUACCUUUAAGAUGGUGACUCUGGGCCUGAUUCAGGUUGGUUCGCAGUGUGCGAUCCAACCAGAAUUAUUGAGAAAACGUUGCGGGCGCAUGCACAGCACCCGUCCUGCGCAUGCGCCCUCAUUUUCUAUGGGGGGGCGCAGUAAAUGCGAUUGCCCCUGCCUGUCAAUCAGGCUUAGGCGGUGGCCGGGGGCUGGGCAACGCUCCAUUUCCAGGAAGUAGAUGUGGCAUUGUAGGACAAACAGGGGCGUGAUCACGUCUGCUACGUGACAUCACACGCAGCUGCCGAGAUCGAGAAGAACGUGGCGUGCUUCCUGCGGUCGCAGCUAAGCUGAGCCAGUAGGAGGCUUCACUAAUUUCUAUGAUGAAGCAGAAAUUGUGAGGUGAUCGCAAUUUCUGCUUCAUCAAGGUGGGAGGCGGCAGUCAGCAUGCUAGGAAAAGGAUUGCAAAUGCUGCUAAUUAGCAGCACCCUAUUACAGAAUCUUACUGACUCUCCGAGCCCUACAUGACCAGGGUCCAUGGUACCAGAAGCAGCUUCUGCCUCCUUACUGCCCUGGUUACAUCCAUCUGUUGAUGAAGGACUUAGCAGUACAAUAAAUGCCCAAGAAGUGCUUAGAUGUCAGGGGAAGACAGGAUGGGUGGCAGUAGUGCAGUAGCGGGGCUGCUGGAGGCAGUGUGUAAGUGGAUAAUAUUGUCCCCAAUCAGCGCUGAGGUGGCAGACAGGACGAGUUGCAGUAGUGGGUGCUGCUGGAGGCAGUGUGUAAGUGGGUAAUAUUGUCCCCAAUCAGUGCUGAGGUGGCAGACAGGACGAGUGGAAGUAGCGGGGCUGCUGGAGGCAGUGGGCAAUAUUGUCCCCAAUCAGUGCUGAGGUGGCAGACAGGACGAGUGGCAGUAGUGGGGGCUGCUGGAGGCAGUGUGUAAGUGGGUAAUAUUGUCCCCAAUCAGUGCUGAGGUGGCAGACAGGAUGAGUGGCAGUAGCGGGGGCUGCUGGAGGCAAUGUGUAAGUGGGUAAUAUUGUCCCCAAUCAGAGCUGAGGUGGCAGACAGGAUGAGUGACAGUAGUGGGGCUGCUGGAGGCAGUGUGUAAGUGGGUAAUAUUGUCCCCAAUCAGCUCUGAGGUGGCAGACAGGAUGAGUGACAGUAGUGGGGCUGCUGGAGGCGGUGUGUAAGUGGGUAAUAUUGUCCCCAAUCAGUGCUGAGGUGGCAGACAGGACGAGUGGCAGUAGUGGGGGCUGCUGGAGGCGGUGUGUAAGUGGGUAAUAUUGUCCCCAAUCAGUGCUGAGGUGGCAGACAGGACGAGUGGCAGUAGUGGGGGCUGCUGGAGGCAGUGUGUAAGUGGGUAAUAUUGUCUCCAAUCAGUGCUGAGGUGGCAGACAGGACGAGUGGAAGUAGCGGGGCUGCUGGAGGCAGUGGGUAAUGUUGUCCCCAAGCAGUGCUGAGGUGGCAGACAGGACGAGUGGCAGUAGUGGGGGCUGCUGGAGGCAGUGUGUAAGUGGAUAAUAUUGUCCCCAAUCAGCGCUGAGGUGGCAGACAGGACGAGUGGCAGUAGUGGGGGCUGCUGGAGGCAGUGUGUAA
Molecule: messenger RNA, 4507 nt
Organism: Pseudophryne corroboree (corroboree frog)
Lineage: Eukaryota; Metazoa; Chordata; Amphibia; Anura; Myobatrachidae
Product: zinc finger protein ZFP2-like
Exons: 7
Coding region: 171-2228 (685 amino acids)
Biological process (GO): regulation of transcription by RNA polymerase II
Cellular component (GO): nucleus
Molecular function (GO): DNA-binding transcription factor activity, RNA polymerase II-specific
Source: RefSeq, a predicted model, not a curated record